Panicum hallii is the source of this 813-nucleotide messenger RNA. RefSeq lists its product as uncharacterized. Lineage: Eukaryota; Viridiplantae; Streptophyta; Magnoliopsida; Poales; Poaceae. The coding region runs from base 1 to 675 and encodes 224 amino acids. The record is from RefSeq and is a predicted model, not a curated record. The transcript is spliced from 8 exons.
AUGCCGCCGGCGACGACUACCCGCGGCGGCGGAGGGCGGGUGCCCCCCGACGGUGACGCUCGGAGCCCGGCUAAGCGGCCUCGCGGCUCGGACGAAUCCGGCUCCGACGGCGACUCCGAUUCGGACUGCGACGGGGGCCUCGUCAGCGACUUGAGGGAGAUCGUGUGCCUGCUGCGGCUCAUCAAGGGCGGGGCCAACAGCGAUGGCCAGAAGAUGUGCCAGCAGAUUAUCGCCAGUGUCGCAGCGGAUAUUCAGACUAUGCUAGAAGAAACCCAGCUCAAAUUUGAGAUGGAAAGGCACAAUUUGUUGAAAGUACUGUCGAACACUUCCAAAGAGCAGUGUGAGAAUUCACUGAAUGAAGAGUACAGCAAGUUUCAAGAAACAUAUGAUAUGUUUUGUAGAGAAAAGGAUGCACACAUGCAGACUUUCAGAGACCUGUUCUCAGAAGUUGAAGUCGAGAAGGAGAAAUUGCUUGAGCAGUACGAACAUCAUAAGAAGAGGGAGACCACCAUGUUAUCAGAACUUGACAAAACAUUCUCAGAGAAGAUAGCAUAUGCAGAACAAUCUGUCAGAAGGACGAAGAAGGAUGACAAGUCUUUCAUCAUCUUUCGCAAGUCUAUCGGCUCAUUUCUUGAGUGUGGCUCCGAUGAUGAUUUUGACCUUGACGACGAGUGAAGCCACUACUCCUAGUGACAGUAAAUGAAACGGAAUUCCUUCGUUGCUUCUUGGCCUUUGAUUAUUUUUCUGUGCAGAUUUAUUAUACCUUAGUAGUAUGCAGUUUGUAAGCCAUUGUAUUAGCUUCUUCCAGAUGAA